Molecule: messenger RNA, 4172 nt
Organism: Trichobilharzia regenti
Lineage: Eukaryota; Metazoa; Platyhelminthes; Trematoda; Strigeidida; Schistosomatidae
Source: the annotation of a GenBank genome assembly
CUUGAGGUCAAGGUCACGAAAACACGUUAAACACUUCUCUGUUACUGGGACUUGCCAUUUACCCACUGAGGGAAAAAGGCAAUACUUCUUUCUGGCGAAACUGUUAAUCUUAUUUAUAGUAUUAGAUUUUGAGAUGAAUCAAACUUAAACUCGGUAUCAACUAAAUGAAAUUUAAGCGCUCAGUAAGGAAAUUUUUCGAUCGAAAAGUGCGUUUUUCGAAUUAAAAGAUAAAAUAACUCUUCCCUUAAAUGCAUUGUAGAGAAAGCUUACACUAUUCUGUCAAAAGACUCGAAAGGCACUUUAACUUUGCGAUAAUUGUUCCUUAGCGAAUAGUUCCGUGUGACUACAGUGCUCGGUUAUCACGGUGAUGAAACCUAGUAUCAUGUCCGAUAUGCGUUAAAAACAAUAGCAUGGGUUGCCGGUGAAUUGUGGUGAGAAAUUAGUGGGUUUCAGAGGAAUCCUUUGGGACAUAAAUGGUAAAAAACUAAUGAAUAUUGUAUAUGACCUAUAGUAAGAAAAUGGGCAAAUUUUGGUUGACAAAACUUUUACCGUUUUUACCAUUUUCCUGUUCUCUUCAUUAUUUAGCCAAUAGUUUAUCAUUGGUAAACCAAAAUUUUACGCUCCUUAAUCAUACUGGUUUUUGCACAUUGUUGUUUGCCCAUUUUUAUGCAGCUAGAGUUUCUGUAUUACCACCUUUUAUCACCAUUAUUUCCUCAUUGCAAUACUGAAUUGCUGGUGGCUAACCGAUUAACUGUGGCAUCUUUAGAGUAAUAGUGCUGCCAGUGAAAUGUAUCGUUAGUUUGAAUACGAAGACUGUACAGUCCUUUUAGGUGAAAAUGACAAAAUACAGUCUUCUAAACAUCUUGUGCAAAAGUCACAGAAGAAUUUGAAUGUGAUUUAUUUUAAUGUAAUGCUGUUUUUUUCAGUCUUUGUUGACUUUUGGUCUAAAGAUAAGAUCUGAAUUUAUAAGUUACUUAAUUUUUUUGUGACUCUGCAUCCUUCACCAGUUGUCGACGAAUUCUUAGCGGAGGCAUCAAAGGUUCAUUUGACACUUGUCAGUUCGCAUCAUUUGCACAUUCUGUUGUCCACCAAAGGAACUUUAUGCUGUGAAGCAGUGCACUUUGUUACUAAGUCACCCAUUAUCAAAAUACACUUGCUUAAUAACGUUUCCACUAUAUAUAGUGAAAGCGUAAAAAGAUUGUUGAAAGAAAGCUGAGUACUGCUAAUUUGGGCCUUGACUGUAUUUAAUCCUGUUUCUUGGUUUUCAUCAGUUAUGAAGUAAAUUUUUAAGGGAAUACUAUGACCAAACAUUAAGAACGUACAGAUCAUCCACUACAAAUCGCAUCUGAAAACCUGUGACCUUUUUCUAAUACACGAGUGAAUCUCUAAAUCUAUUGGUUCUUGUAAUAAGGACAAGUAAAGGGCUAUUUAUAUGUUCUUAUUCUCACAAGUAAACACUAUUAUUUGUAUCACAACAAGCAUUCCACAUUAUCGAUUGUCGUCUUUCAGAAUACGAUAACCCUGUGGAAACUAUAUUGUAAAUUGGCAAAUUAAAACGGGUUAAAUAUAUAAAGAAACUCCUAAAAUAUACUUCUGGGUUCUAAAGAUAAAGUAGCUGAUAUUUGUUUGCAAUAAAAGUUUUAUUUAAAGAUUACUCAGCCGUCAAUUAUUUCAAAUGCUAUGUGUAUAUGAUCGUAGUUCUCUUUGCAUUAUUUUAGAGACAGGUUAUGGCAAAUCUUACCGAACAGUUACCAACAUAUAUUUUUACAGUAUGUGGGAGGAAGUAGCUGUGAAUUUAUGCAAGAAAGUAUCUGAUACAUUUUUGAGAGAAUAUCUACAUACAUUCUGUAGUGGCAGUUCACAUCCUUCAGGUAGCAAAGAGAAUAAUGAACUAGCAGGUGUGAUAGAGACUAGCUGGAGGAAAUGGGGUUGGUCAAUUGUCAAUCGUCAAGAAUUUUAUGUGACUUUGCCACUAGGGCCUCCAGAGAAUGGUCCAUGGAAUGAAGUUCUUCUUACUGACGAAAGUGGUUCUCAUGUUUUGCACAGAGCUCAAAACAGCGUUACUACCCCACCUAAGUGUGCGGAGCUCAAUGGGCAGCUGGCCUCUGUAAACUCAAAAAAUUGUCAUUUACCAGUUUAUCAGGCAUAUUCUUGCUCAGGAGAAGCAUUUGGACAUUUUGUAUUUGUGAAUUAUGCGAAUCGUAAUGACUUGCUUCUGUUUGAUAAAUUACAAGAACGAAAGAAAGGUCAGCCAAGUCUGUUAUGCAACAAGAACAUAAUUGUUAUAGCUCGGCUUGGUAAAGGAACGCGACAAUCCAAGUUAAGAAAUCUAAUGAAACAUUGCGAUUGUGGUCAUAAUGGUGAUCCACUACCAGACCAUCAUCCUGGAGGACUCAUUCUUUAUCCUGAUCCAAGUGAUUUUACUGUAAAUCAUCAUGUAUACCCUGAUGGAAAUGGACUUCCUGGAGAUGCACCCGUAUUUGGCCAUAUUAAUAUGAAGCACGGUGGAGGCGAACCGAAUUGCACCGGUUUUCCAUCACUACCUCAUAUUUACAGAACAGAUGCUUUAGUACCGGGUCAGGCGCUUACUCAGAUUCCUGUUCAACCUAUUGGUUAUAAUGACGCGAAAAUAUUUUUGUCCUAUCUGCAAGGACCUAGUGUUCCUAGUGAUUGGGAAAUGAGCCUAGCAAGAAAUUUGGGACCAUCAUCUAACAGCUGUUUGAAAAUAAUUGUCAAUAAUGAAGUCUCUACAAAUCCUGUCAAGUUAUGCAAUGUAAUUGGGAUUAUGCCUGGAGAAAUGACAUCCACUAGCAACGAAGCAGAUCAGUAUGUGAUUAUGGGUAAUCAUCAUGAUGCUUGGGUUCAAGGUGCAUGUGAUCCAGGAUCAGGUAUGGUGAUUUUACAACAGAUUGCUCAAAUUCUAGGUGAAGCCUAUCGUGAUGGUUUUAGACCUCGUCGUACCAUAAUCCUUGCUUCUUGGGAUGGUGAAGAAUUCUCUCUGUUGGGUUCCACACAUUUUGCACAAAGUCAGGAAUAUGAACUACUAUCCAGAUGUGUUGUUUAUAUCAACUCAGAUUGUCCAAUUAAGGGUCAUAAAACAUUUUCUGCUCGAACAGAUCGACUGUUAGUUGAUAGUUUUUAUAAAGCUGCGAAACUAGUUCAAAUUGAUCCACCGGAGAAUAUUCAGUCACUGUAUGAUGAAUGGUUGAAUGAUGGAUCCACUGAUCGUAAUGAACCCAUUGUAUCUCCUCUUGGCGGUGGAUCAGAUCAUAUACCUUUUGCUUAUCGUUUGGGAAUUCCAUCUACGUAUCCAGAAUUUUGGCCAGAUGAUGGAUUAUACAACGCAUCAGUGUAUCAUACAGCUUAUGAUGUUGUUGAUGUCGUAGAGAGAUUCACUGAUCCUGCUUCACCAAUCACUGGUCAUCUUCCUCGACAUCGACUAAUCUGUCGUUUAAUUCUAACCUUGAUUAUUCAGUUUGCCUGUGCUCCUCGUCUUCCGCUGUCUCUAUUGAGGUUGUCUCAAUGUUUGCUAGAUAAUUGGUCACAAUUUGUGGAAUUAGUAGCGGAUCAAAUACCAAAUUUAGUGGAAUAUGGUGUACAUUUAGACUGGAUUACAGAAGAACUUGAAAAUUUUAAAAAGUCAUCUCAAGAUUUCGAAGAAUUUGUGAAUUUGGUAGAACAAAAUCAUAAUGAUUUUCCAUCAUAUCUCAAUCGAAUACUUUCUGGCAUUGCCAAGCAUUUUGUGCUAGUUACCAGUCAAAGGGAAAAUGCACCUUUGAGAAAUAUCAUCCAAGGGACAACAGGUUAUAAUUCAAUUUAUUUUCCCUAUGUUAGAUCUUCGUAUGAAAAGUUCCGAAAUUUAUACAACAAGUGUCAAACAGAAAUCUUACAGUCAAAAGAACUCAAUGAAUUCAAAGUGGAACUUUCAAAUAUCUCUAACUGUCUACAACAAAUUUGUAAUUGGCUUCGAAAUGGUCUGAUCGGUUUAAGCAUUUCAUCAACAGUUUAGUUGGCAUUUUGCUCAUACUUAUAUUUACAUGUAUUAUUAUUUGUUUGGAUUUAUUUCUACUGAUUGUUUUUCUUUUGAUGUGCGAUUCAUCUAUUAGCUAUGGUGUUUUUCACUUAUGUAUUAGGAAGUAGAGAGGUUUUUAGGCAAUUGAUAAAUACAAGUU